Alnus glutinosa is the source of this 1504-nucleotide messenger RNA. Its product is annotated as G-type lectin S-receptor-like serine/threonine-protein kinase At4g03230. Bases 48 to 1445 code for a protein of 465 amino acids. The record is from RefSeq and is a predicted model, not a curated record. NCBI's taxonomy places the organism in Eukaryota, Viridiplantae, Streptophyta, Magnoliopsida, Fagales, Betulaceae. Gene Ontology annotation, biological process: protein phosphorylation. Gene Ontology annotation, molecular function: ATP binding; protein kinase activity. The transcript has 8 exons.
AAUAUGUGAAGCCACUUUUAGAUAUAGAGAAGAAUGACAGUACAUGCAUGGUAGGUAUCUUUGAAACUGGUGGAAUUGAUAAGACAACUAUCGCUAAAGCCAUCUACAACUCGAUUGCAUCCCUAACUGAAGAAAACAGGAUAAGUGACGUAAGAAAUCAAGUACUCUGUGCAUUAGACAGUGAAAAAAAGGUCAAAGACUUGAUAGACCCGGAAAACAGAAGAAGUGACAGAAGAAAUCGAGCAUUACUUGGUGCAUUAGACAGUAAAAAACUUCUCAAAGCAGUUAACCAUUGCUUGUUAUUCAUAAAAGAAAAAGGAAAACAUGUCAAAGACUUGAUAGACUUGGGUGUGUUCAGAGAAGAAAAUAGGAACGGUGUGUUCAAAGAAGAAAAUGUGGAAGACAUAGAUGUACCAUUUUUUCAUUUGGAAUGCAUUCUAGCAGCUACAUAUAACUUCUCAGAUGCAAAGAAGCUUGGACAAGGAGGGUUUGGAAGUGUUUACAAGGGCACAUUUCCAAGUGGUCAAGAGAUUGCUAUAAAGAGGCUUUCAAGAAACUCAUGUCAAGGUGUUCAAGAAUUUAAAAGGGAGCUGUUGAUCAUUGCAAAACUUCGACACAGGAAUAUUGUUAGGCUUGAGGGAUAUAGCAUGGAAGGAGAAGAAAAAAUUUUACUCUACGAGUACAUGCGGAACAAAAGCUUACACUCAUUUAUAUUUGAUCAAAAGCUAAGCAUGUGUUUAGACUGGAAAAAGCGCAUCAACAUCAUUUUGGGAAUAGCUCGUGGACUUUUUUAUCUUCACCACGUCCUUGAAUUGAAGAUCAUCCAUAGAGACUUGAAACCAAGCAACAUUCUUUUAGACGACCAGAUGAACCCCAAAAUAUGUGACUUUGGCUUAGCAAGGAUUAUUGGAAGCAAAGAAACUGGGGUAUUUAAAGCUUUUGACGAUAUGUUUUCACAAGCCGAGGAAAUGAUUACCACAAUAGCUGGAACUAUUGGUUAUAUGCCUCCGGAGUCACUAGUUCAUGGAAUAUACUCAACCAAAUCCGAUGUUUAUAGCUUUGGUGUACUUCUACUUGAGAUUAUAAGUGGAAGAAGGAGAGCAGAAUUUACUAUGUCAAAACCACAUAAGAACAUUAUAGGAUAUGCGUGGAGAUUGUGGGCAGAAAACAAGGUGUUGGAUUUAAUGGACCCAACUCUUCAUAAAGUUUGCAACGCAGAUCAGUUUGUGAAGUGUGUACAUAUUGGACUCUUAUGCGUACAAGACGACCCAAAUGACCGUCCCACCAUAUCAAAUGUUGUUACCAUGCUUGACGGUGAAACUGGAACACUUCCAACUCCAAAACAGUCUACAUAUGUUUCAGGCCUUUCUAGCACAGUUAGUUCUUUUAGGAUAACGUAUUCAUAUACGGAAUUAACUAAUAGUUUUGAGUUUGAAGGAAGAUAAUGGUUGAUACCAAUGCAAAGAUUCCAGUGGACCAAACAUUUGAUAUCAAUUAUGGUACU